This is a messenger RNA of Neofelis nebulosa (Clouded leopard), 1144 nucleotides long. Its product is annotated as ankyrin repeat domain-containing protein 26-like. The transcript has 7 exons. The record is from RefSeq and is a predicted model, not a curated record. NCBI's taxonomy places the organism in Eukaryota, Metazoa, Chordata, Mammalia, Carnivora, Felidae. The coding region runs from base 1 to 993 and encodes 330 amino acids.
AUGUGUCUCCAGGUUUUAGAAGAGCGCAGUGACACUCAGUGGCAACUUUCUCCAGAUCAGAAGGCCAGAGUCUUACAAGAUGGAAGUCCAAACAAUCACCUUUACAAGCAAAAGGAGCUAGAAAUGGCUCAUAAGAAAACUAGUUCUAAGGUAGUUGUGAGACAACUUCAACAAGAACUGGCUGAUACUCUGAAGAAACAGUCUAUGUCACAUCUUCAUCUGGAAGAUGAAACACGGAAUCUCAAGAAGAAAUUAGGUCAAAUCAGAAGUCAGGCUGAUGUCCUUACAACAGAACUGGAAACUACAUCUUCAAAAUGUCUACACCUGGAUGCAAAAAAUCAAGUUCUUCAACAAGAGUUAUUAUCAAUGAAAUCUUUCGAAGAAGAACGUGAAAAACUAGAGAGCAAUAACAAGAAGUUACAGCAAGAAGUAGUAAAAUUGAAACAAUUUAUGGAAAUGAAUAUGGUAGAACGCAGUCAAGUGGAACAGUAUAAACGGGAGAUUGAAGAAAGAGCACGACUGGACAUAGAAGAAAAAUUACACGAAGUCAACCUGUUUUUACAGGCACAAGCAGCAGCUCAAGAAGACUUGGACCAGUUAAGAGAAAAUGCUCAUGCUUCAACGAGAAGUCAAAUGGAACUUAGAAUUAGAGAUCUGGAAUCUCAGGUCUCUACAAUGAAGACUUCUCAAGAAGAUUCGACUAAAACAGAGUUGGAAACCUACAGGCAACUCUACCUAGAAGAAUUAAAAGUUAGAAAGUCCUUGAGAAAUAAGCUGAACAGGACUAAUGAGAGACUGUCAGAGAGCAAUACAAAACUUCUUGUGGAGAGACAGCAGCACCAAACUUUACUCAGGACCCUUACUAUGAGCCCAGGCCUGGAACCACCUUAUUGUGGACAUUUUGAAAAUAAUUUAGUGCUCAAUGGAAACUUUACUCCAGGAGGAAACUUAGUGAUUCCUACCUUGAACCCACGGCCGUCAUAUGACUACUGAGAGACUUCCUUGUGGAAGAUGCAGCGGGAGUUGGAAAAAGAAUAACCAGAGCACUAGAAGAAGCUGCUACCGAAUUUGAAUGAGGAUCCUGUAGAAAUCCUUUAGUAUCUACUGAUGAUUCAAUUCUAAAUCAAGAUCCAGUAUGGAAAGC